UAAUAUCAAAACAAAAAUGCCUUUCGGUCGCAAAUCGCCAUUUGAGGCAUUGGCCUUACCAGGCGUCAUCUUAGCCUAUAAAUAUAGUCAAUUUCGUCAGAGACGCCGAGAAGCUGCUAGUCGCCGUGUCACAGAACGGGAGCUGUCAGCGUUACAUCAUAAAAUCGAUAAACUACUUAGUAAACUAGAGGAAAGUGAACCAGAUCCACCUACAUCUCAAGAAGAUGAAUGUGUUAUUUGCAUUAAUGCCCGGGCGACAAUGCAAACAUCGCCAUGUGGUCAUCGUGUGGUUUGUCGUCGUUGUUUUGUCAAGACCAUACAAAGUGCCGUGGCCCAACGUUUGCUACCCCUGCGAUGUGUUAUUUGUCGGGCCCGUGUUAAUCGGCUGACAUCAUCCAGUGGAACGUGGCGUAUACAGGAAUCAGCCAGCAGUUAUUCCAUGGGUGGCAAAAGUUGGGCAUCCGUUGGUGUUUCGGCCGAUGGUGUCGCCCCCUCGGCCAGUUCAUAUUCCAUGAAUGAUGCCCACAGUGGCCAUCACAGUUUCCAUCUGCAUCCCUCACGUUUUCCCCGUAGUCCAAAUGGUCGGGUCUCACAAUCAGAUAGCCUGUAUUCAAUGAGUUCGACUGGUUCAUCGUCGGCAGCCUCGGUAUUCUCGAAAACGUCUUCCAUUUCAAGUGAUUUGUGUUCACCAGCCUCGCCUAUAUCGCCGACAACUUGCUCGUAUAAUCAAACAUCGAUGGUGUUGAAUAACCACUUGGCACCACCCACACCAAUCAUAUCACCACACUCGCCAACUUCCACAUCGGGUUCGGGUACAUCGGGAGGUUCAUUGUCACCCAAAGAUUUGCAUGUUCACUCGCAUCACAGCGGCUGUCCUAGUGGUUGCUCUGGGGCCGUGCCCAGGAAGCCACUGAAAUCCCUAAGCAAUUCCUCUUCCAGUGGUUCGUGUAGUAGCAGUAGCGGAAGUACGUCACUAAAUCAAUAUGUCGCACCAUCGACACACACUUAUCCUGGGAGGAGACAUACCAAGGGAAAAUUGGUGGAGCUGCAGAAUCGUCUACCGCCCAUUAAGGAAUUUCGUAGCCCAGCCAAAGUGCCACAUCCAUCACCCGUGCACAUAAGUAAUCCACGAUUUCGUUAUGCUUCCUACACGAAAACUUCUCACGACAAUGCCAGCAACAAGGAACCUCCAUCACCACCAAAACGACCCAUGAACAUACACAUUAGUGCUUCCCACAACACUUUGGCUCCACCACCACUUAAAGCCGGUGCUAAUGGCAAAAUUAGCCCUUUGGCCACCAAACAUCAACUAUCGAAGUCCGCUUAUAGCGUUUCGCAAAGCAAAGACAAGAAAUCGUCCUCCACCUACACGAGCUUGGAAAGCACAAAGAACAAUAAUUCGGCUAAAAUUGGCCACAACAAAACGUCUGCCUCCUCCACUAACAAUAUUUCGCUAACGAAAUCUUCCUCCGCAUCUACAUCCGGUCGUCAUAGCCAAUCGUCAAACUCAACGAGUGCAACGGCGACGACGACAACAUCUGGAUUUUCCACAAGUAAAAGUUUUCCAUUGUUCUGCAACAACAAUAAUCACAAAGAAAAGUCAGACAAUAAGAAAAAUGAAUCAGUCGAACGACGGAAGGAGGAAAAACUUAAAUUGAAAGCAGACAAAGAAGCAAGGAAGGAAGAAAAACGUCUCGCCAAAGAAGAAGAACGCUUAGCAAAACUCAUGGCCAAAGAGGAAAAGAAGAAAAGUAAAAAAGAAGCCAAGGAACUGCUGUUAGCACACGAUGGCAAUAGCAAAAAAUAGAGUUAAGAUGAAGAAGUAAAGCAAUUAGAAAGCAAACAA
Musca vetustissima is the source of this 1846-nucleotide messenger RNA. RefSeq lists its product as uncharacterized. Bases 17 to 1807 code for a protein of 596 amino acids. Lineage: Eukaryota; Metazoa; Arthropoda; Insecta; Diptera; Muscidae. The record is from RefSeq and is a predicted model, not a curated record. The transcript is spliced from 6 exons.